Molecule: messenger RNA, 3566 nt
Organism: Dimorphilus gyrociliatus
Lineage: Eukaryota; Metazoa; Annelida; Polychaeta; Dinophilidae
Source: the annotation of a GenBank genome assembly
AAUCGACGAGAAUUCACGAGACCGCACCUGUAACCGCCGUGUUUUGAAAACUUAAUUUCAAUUAUUGGUUAUUUAUUCCUACAGAGGUUAAGUAAUUACACUCCUCUAUAAUGGAUCAAAGUACAUUGGAUAUUAUAGAGAAGACGAGAAGACGACGGGAGGCUUUGGAAAGGAAGAAAGCCGAACUAUGCGUAUCACCUAUAAAUGAUUCAUCGAACAAGCUACAUUCCACUGAGGAACUAUGCGGAACAAAACGAAGAACGCCACUAAGCGAUGUUAAGAAUACUACACCGAACAAAGAAUCACCGCCAAAAAGACAGAAGAGCGACGUAGAUGAUGGACCCUCAAAAAACUCUGUUAAAUUCCCAUCUUUUGAUCACUUAGAAGCAAGACCUUCUUUCAGAGCUCGUAAAUGUCGGCUAGCUAGAUUGGCUGAUAAUAUUAAUUCAUGGGAUGAUGAUCUAAAUCGCGUUGACUAUAGGGAAUCACCAGAAAAGCCCAAAAGAGUCUGGACGCCCCCUCAAUCCCCAAGCGCACAAUAUAAUUCACCACAAAGAACGCCUAAUCAAGUCAGAAAUUUAGUUAGUUCACCGGAUAAGCCUAAAGUUUGGACUCCACCGAAGUCGCCAAGCGCACAGUAUAACUCGCCCAAGAAAAAUGCCUCUACAAGCAAGCUAAUUGAUAACGUCGAAAAUGAAAAACCAAAGAAAACUCAAGCUCCAGCACCACCCCCUCCCGCCCCUCCUAUUCAAGAAGAAGAAUCAACAAAACUUAAUAAGACACCCUCUUUCAUUAAAACACCGACAAAAAGCUUUUCCCCCGUGAAGUUUAGUCCAACUUCUCCUUCGUCUAUUAGACCAAAUCCAGUUAUGGCUCCAAGAAUCAUUUCCAAUCCACCUCCUACCGCAACAGUACCAUCACCAGCAGCAGCUACCACAACUACAGUUCGUACAAAAUUAUGGGAAGAAGCUAUCAAGAAAAACGAAACGGAAAGGAAGACGGAAAAAGUUCCCGAAGUUCAAGAACGUAAGAAGAUAUGGGAGAAGAAAACUGAUAAUAUAACCACUAACAGAAGGGAUAGUUUUGAACCGACGAAGAUGCCAGUGCUUGCAAGGAAAAAUAUUUGGGAAAAAAGAAUAGAGGAAAGUGAAGCGCUAACGAGAGAUACAUAUACUCCCAAACGAGUAAAUAAACCAUCAACACCGAUAGCGCAUAGUCAAAGAGAAAACAAAAGCUUAGCUUCCGUAUCGCAAGAUGUUGUAUCAGCACGAGUGCCCGCACCAAGGAAUCAUGUUAGUCAAACACCAAAAGCAGAACCCAAACCUACGACAUCUGUAACAGCAACUGCGUCGAACCCCGACCCAAUGACAAGUUCACCAUCCGUACCUAUUAACCCGAAAAGUGCGGGUAAAAAGGGUAUAGUAACAGAACCCUUUACCCAGUUAAUCAGUCCCCUACUACUAACGCUUAAUCCAGAAAUUUACUCAACAGAAUACGAGCGCAAUUUACGUGCAAUGGGUUUUGAAAUUAAUUCUGUCGCUAAUCUUGGACACGUUGCUACAGCAGAUUUAACUGAAAGAAAAGCAAAGACACCCAAGCAAAUCGAAGGCCCAAGGGAAUCUACUCCUAAGCCACGUGAAGUGGAAAAACAGAGCACUAGUAGUAUUUAUAAAUUUAUUAAAGCUGCUAAUGAAAAAUCUACGCCUCAAGCUCAUCGUCCUUCAAAUGUUAAAACACCUACGGAUGAUGAUUUCUAUACUACUGAUGAAGAUCCUCUUGAGGUUAAUUAUAAGAAGCCGAAAAAUGAAGUUGCACAAGCACAACAAGUGGAAAGCGAUGAGGAGGAGUACGAAGAAGAAAUUACAGAGGUUACAACAUCAACGGAAGAGUCUUUUGAAGUUUCUGAAUCCUCUUAUAGCGAAGAAGCUGAGGAGACGGGAGAUUUACAAGAUGACGAAGAGUACAACGAUGAAGAGUAUACUUUGGGAAGUAUUGAUAGUGAAUCGUCUAUGGAGGAGCAAAAGAAGAGAACACCCACUGCUUUUGAUCAACGAAGAGUGCAUUUUAAGCCAACAUCCAGUUCGUCCAGUGAUUCAACGUCUGUGUGUAGUUCUUCGUCGGUUGAGCAGCCCACAACCGUAGUUAUGAGAGCUAAACCAAUACCCGCUAAGCGUCAUAACAUUGAAUCGGAUGUGACUACCACAGAUGACGAACAACCUUGCUAUAUUAGCGUUGACAUGUAUAGGAAGAGUAGUAACUUAACAAAUGGACCGGAACCUGUUAAAACUAUUGUUCGACAAAGCGAAAUGCAUAAAAGAGGAGCGGCAAAAUUGGCGGGUGAGACGAGUACUGUUCUAAAGAAACCAAAAGCACCAGAACCUUGUAUAGCCCAGCGUCUAGCGGAAUUAGAAGCUACAGUACAACAUCAACAAAACGUUAUCAAUCAAACGUCGAACGCUUUAAAUACGAUAUCGACCGAUUCGCCUUUCGCUGGCGGAAGUGUGGAGCAAGUUGAGUGCAAUCGUCUGUUGUUGGUUGCUUGUAAAAGACGGGAAGCCGCUCUUGCUGAGAGAAAUAAAUUAAAAGCCUUAGGAAGGGUUCCCACGUCUAACGGGCCUAGAGGAUCGAUUACCUUAUCUGAUAUUCGAUUACCUUUGAAAACAGAUUUCAUGGGCCGAGUUGGGACCCAGCAUGAUAGAUUCGCACACUUCUUUAUUGUAUCACUUCGACAAAGAGAUAGGGUUGUCUUUACUGAAAUGGUCUCGACUCACGACGGUAUGGUCAGAGGAUUAAUGGAAUUUCCAAAUAUGGUGAAAUUUUCGGAUAUAACUCAAGAUUUCAAAAUUGACGUAGAAGUUUAUACAAUGUCUGUUCCAUUAACUCAACCUAUGUCACCCUUUAAGAAGAAGACGCCGAAAAAAUCUAAACUUUCCCAUCCGCAUGGGCCAAAUGUCGUUAGAAUUAGCAAUUUUGCCCAAGUAACUUCCACAACACUCGAUAUGAAUUCUUUGGGAAAAAAUCAUUUUGGUUUAGAAAGGGUUCCGAAGUCUUGCCCCCUUUCCGGUUCCCUACACGUUACUAUUCAAUGUAGUAUGGAAAGUACAAUAGAAGAGAGUGGAUGGUUAACCAUGUUCGAAGAUGUCAGCGGCCUAGGAGCAUGGGAUAGACGAUGGUGUAAAUUAAAAAAUGGACGAAUAUUUUAUUGGAAGUAUCCAAGCGAAGAAAAAGAAAAUAUGGAACCAAUAGGUUUUAUAGAUAUGAAAAAUUGUAUUACGCAAUCAAUAGAUUUAAUUCCGAGAGAUAUAUGUGCUAGACCAAAUACUUUUGAAUUAGUUUGCGUAAGAAGACAAACAAGAGGAGAUCAUGAUACACUUGUAACAAGCUGUUCAAACACUAUGACUUCGACAAGAUUCUGGCUAUCGGCCGAUACAAGAGAAGAACGAGUUGUUUGGUGCGAUGUACUAAACGAAGCACUACUUCACCUAAGAGCUUGGAAUGUUGAUGCUUUAAGGCCUAUAAAAGCACCUCCUCGUCAAAGAGGGGGUAAAUACGAAUCGCAAAUAUAA